This is a messenger RNA of Spodoptera frugiperda (fall armyworm), 675 nucleotides long. RefSeq lists its product as uncharacterized. The record is from RefSeq and is a predicted model, not a curated record. The transcript has 5 exons. Bases 82 to 645 code for a protein of 187 amino acids. NCBI's taxonomy places the organism in Eukaryota, Metazoa, Arthropoda, Insecta, Lepidoptera, Noctuidae.
AAAUGCAAUAUUUUUAUUCAUUGUAAAUUGCUUUGAGAUAUCUUCUACAACACCGUAUUAUUUCUUUCUAUAACCGUACUGAUGGGUUUCCACAUUGCUUUUGUUUCAACGAUUAUCUUAUUUGGAAUAUGGACAGAUCGUGCAAAUGGUGCAUGUUUGACAGAUGAUCAGAUUGCAGCAUGUGAUGAAGUAUUUAACCCAGUGAAUAUGGAAGAGCCCUGCUGUAUCCCAUUGCAAGGGUAUAUAGAUGUACAUAAUCAGUGCAUGGAGGAAAUGGGUGCUGAUGAAUUUACUUGCUACGUAUCAAGAUGUGUGACAGCGAAGUAUCGUUUUAGAACAAGAAACGUUAUAGAGCCAGAGUUAGUUAGAAAAAAGUUUCGGAUGUUUAACUAUUUCGAUCCGGAUACCAAGCCAUUGACUGAUGAAAUAGAAGACAACUGUUUGGACGAUCAUUACUUUAAGUACGAGACUAAUGAAACCUCCUGUGAUUAUAACAAGUUCGAACUUUGUGCCAACGUUAACGCUUUGAUGGGCUGUCAAGAUUUCCACAAUUCGCGUCAUUGUGACGAGUUGGUUGCAAAUGUGGUUAUUUGCAAGCCAGUCCUUCGAGACUACUUGCACUACCUCACUGGAGGCUCUUGCUAAGCAAAGCAACAGAAUUAACUUCACCAGACA